AUGGACAACAAGAGUGGUGAAGGUGCAGACAAUGGUAAGGGCCGAACCAUGGAGGCGUCCAAGGAGACGAAAUUUGUUCCUCCUGCGUUUGUAUUUGGCAUACUUUCAGGGACAGCAGGCGCCUUGAGCCGAGGCGAGGCGGCGUGGCACUCAGCUACUUCUGAAACGGGCACCCGCCCUGUGGCGGGUGGCGAUGGCAUCAGUGGCGUUUCGCUUUAUCUCACGAAUGCCCGUCACGGAAGUUACGGCACUACAGCGACUGAGGGACAGAGGCGCAUACAGGAAGCGGGUGCACUUGUCUUUGGCUCUCGCAAAGAGCUCAGGGCGGUAGGUGCGCCCAGUAACGGGCCAGCACCAGGGACCUCCGUCAGGAGCGAUAACAAUUUUGCACGCGGCGGUGAGGCGUGA
This is a messenger RNA of Trypanosoma rangeli, 408 nucleotides long. RefSeq lists its product as uncharacterized. Lineage: Eukaryota; Euglenozoa; Kinetoplastea; Trypanosomatida; Trypanosomatidae. The record is from RefSeq and is a predicted model, not a curated record. The transcript has a single exon. The coding region runs from base 1 to 408 and encodes 135 amino acids.